AUGAAACAAAUUGAUUAUUUAGGUUUACCAAAUGGUUUUGAUCGAGUAAUUCUUGGUGAACUCCCACCAAUUCCUGGUGCAUACGAAGGUCAACGCAUAUUUAUCAAGACAGAUCGCAGUCUUUUGAAAAAUCUGGAAAUAAAUUCUAUGAUGGACAAUGCGAAAACUUUUACGAAACAACGAUUUUGUCGAUUCGUUCGAGGAGAAUCCAAGUCCGAAUGUGUGAAAAUUCGAGCGUUUGCCAAAAAUAGCGAUAAGAAAGUUCUGAUCAAAUGGAUCAAAACUUUAUCGAAACUGCCAUCGAAAUUACAACUCAACCGUCAGUAUAGAAAACUAGCAGUUAUGCAUGGGAUCUAUGAAAUCUACCAACAGGCGAAAAAGUUAGAAGCAGCUGGUGCGAAAAGUGAUGUGAAAAAAUUUCGAAAGUCAUUGACUGAAAAAUACGGAGAAGAUCAUAUUCGACUUCGACAAGGUCAAGAAAUUAUUUUUACAACAGCAGAAUUGAAAUCGAGUCAUCUAACUUGCGAAUCAAAGAAAGAUAAACGUUGUAAAAAAUGA
Molecule: messenger RNA, 558 nt
Organism: Adineta ricciae
Lineage: Eukaryota; Metazoa; Rotifera; Eurotatoria; Adinetida; Adinetidae
Source: the annotation of a GenBank genome assembly